AUGUUAGAGACGGCAAUGAACGCUGUACACAUAGUGGGGUGUGGCAAUGAAGUGAAGCCACUCAAGGUAGAAGUUGUGAUUAAUCAGCAGAAAGUGGACAUGGAGAUAGACACUGGGGCAGCGAUAGCUCUGGUGAAUGAAGCUACUUUCAAGGAAGAGAUAUUUCAUCUCCAUAUCAAUGGUAGAACAUCACACGAGGAAGGAAGGCUUCAACAUAAGGAGUUCAUCACCAAAUACCAGGAAGUAUUCAAGGAGAAAAUGGGACUACUGGAGGGAGCAACAGCAUCGAUAGCAGUGAGAGCAGAUACCGCACCUCGGUUUUUCAAGCCUAGACCUGUACCAUAUGCGUACAAAAAGCUAGUCGAACAGGAGUUGAGACGGUUGGAGCGUGACGAAAUUAUAGAAGCCGUUCGAUUCUCUGAUUGGGCUGCUCCAGCUGCUCCUUGUGAGAAAUACCCAUUGCCAAAGAUCAAUGAUAUAUUUGCCUCUUUAGCUGAAGGUCAGUUGUUCACCAAGUUAGAUCUGAGCCAAGCUUAUCAGCAGGUGGCGCUGGAUGAGACGUCGCAGAAGUACGCAGUCAUAAAUACUCACUUGGGGAUGUUCAAGUACAAACGCCUACCUUUUGGGGUGGCCUUGGGUCCAACCAUUUUUCAAAGGGUAAUGGACACUCUCCUUCAGGAUAUUCCCAUGACAGUGGUCUAUUUAGACGAUAUUCUAGUGACAGGACGUUGUCUGGAGGAACACGUGCAGAACCUAGAAAUGGUACUACAACGCCUUGCCAACUCGGGAUUGCGACUAAAGUCGGCUAAAUGCGCGUUUUUGCAGAAAGAAAUCAGUUACUUAGGCCGUACUAUCAACAGUCAGGGGCUAGCACUAGACAAGAAGAAAGUGAUGGCUAUUCAAGCUGCACCUGAACCCAAAAAUGUUACGGAAUUGCGAUCCUUCUUGGGUAUGAUUAAUUACUAUGGCUGGUUUUUACCGAAGCUGGCUUCGAGGCUGGCUCCACUGUAUCACCUUUUGCGCCAGAACGUACGCUGGCUAAGCGACGGUACCGAGCGACCAAUCGCUUUCGCAUCUAGGAGCUUGGCUGAGGCAGAAAGGAGAUAUGCGCAGAUAGAACGCGAAGCACUCGCAUUGCUGUUCGGUGUGAAGAAGUUCCACCAAUACUUGAGUGGAAGAGCAUUUACAAUCCUUACCGAUCACAAGCCGUCGGUCUCGUUGUUAGGAGAGAAUAAGGGCGUGCCGUUGAUGGCAUCAGGUCACAUGCAGCGUUGGGCAAUAAUGUUGUCUGGCUAUCAGUAUAAACUACGUUAUCGACCAGGGACGACAAAUGCCAACUCCGAUGCACUCAGUCGGUUACCUUUGCCUGUUAAACCAGAAGUGACAGAGAAUCCUAGUGAAUCGGUGAUAUCACUGCACAUCUUGAAAAUGACUCCUGCCAGACCGAUACCAACUGUACAACUUCGGCAAUUUACAGACAGAGAUGGACAACUGACAACUGUCAGGCAUUAUGUGUUGAGUGGAUGGCCGAGAGAAGUAAACUCCGAGCUUCGACAUUACUGGAAUCGCCGGCACGAGCUAAGUGUCUUGGGUGGUUGUGUACUGUGGGGGUCACGAGUCAUUAUACCUCAGGAGGCGUGGCUGAGGGUGUUGGAGGAAUUACAUGUGGCUCACCCGGGUGUAUCUAGAAUGAAAAGCCAAGCAAGAAGCUACACUUGGUGGCCGGGAUUAGAUGCUGAUAUAGAAGAUAGCAAAAUCUUGCGGGACAUGCCAAGAACAUCAGCGAUCACCUCCAAAAGCGCCUCUUCACCCUUGGGCACAGCCAGAACGUGCGUGGUCGAGAUUACAUAUCGACUUUGCUGGGCCAUUCUUGGGUCGGUGGUUCGUUAUACUGUCAGAUGCGUACCCUAA
Molecule: messenger RNA, 1911 nt
Organism: Corticium candelabrum
Lineage: Eukaryota; Metazoa; Porifera; Homoscleromorpha; Homosclerophorida; Plakinidae
Exons: 4
Coding region: 1-1911 (636 amino acids)
Source: RefSeq, a predicted model, not a curated record